AUGCCUACCCUUAGUGCACCAUGUGAUAUCACCGUGGUCGACUUCUCACACGAUCGCCUUGCCACACAUAGGCGUAACAACGAAACGCUCGCUACAUUCAUGAACCUGCCCCAGCCGGAAUGGGUCAAAUGCCGCUGGAUCAACGUCAAUGGUCUAAGCUGGGAUGUCAUCCAGUUACUGGGUCGGCACAAGAACCUGCAUCGCCUUGCUAUCGAAGAUCUCAUGAACACGCGAAACAGGAUCAAAGCUGAAUGGUUCCCAACUCAUGUCUUCAUCGUCUUGACGCUCCAGAAACUUGUCCACAUACAGGACUCAGAUGCCGAAGACAGCGAUUCAGAAUACGUUGAUAGCGAUAAAGCGAAAGGCAGCGGGAGAAAUGGUGAGUGGGGUGGCAAUGGCGGUCCAAACCUCUAUAGCCGCUUGAAAGAAUAUUUCACCCGUACAAGACAUGAUUCCCCAGACCGAAAGCUCGAGAGAGGAAGUCCUAAUCUACCAGGUAGUCUUUGUGGUCAGACCGACUCCUCACCAAGCUCCUUCCGCAAUCCAAAUCUUCGCGGGCUUCGGACACUACAGACGUACCACUCAAGAUUGGAUGAGCCACGCACACAUUACAUGAAACAACACUCAGCCUUAGUGUCUAGGCAUCUAGCCGUUGCCUGCGAACAGGUAGCCAUGUUCGUCACUCAAGAUAACACUAUCAUCAGUUUCUUCGAGUGUUCGGCUCAAGAUGUCGAGGCUCCCAUUAUACGCCGCCUCCAGACCAAGGACACCAUCAUUCGGCAGUCUUGCGACGCUUCCAUGGUCGGUCAGGCUAUCAUUGAUGCCAUCAUUGACCUAGCCAUGCCGGUGACUACGUGCUAUACCGAAGUCAUUGGCGAUCUCGAGCUUGACGUGCUGACCAAGCCCAAUAUCAAGCACACCAAGAGCCUUUACAUUCUCGUCACCGAGAUGAACAAGAUGCUGGGCUUCAUAAACCCAGUAAUCACUCUCAUAAACGCUCUCCGCGACCACAAAACAAACAUGUCGCAAGACGUAGCAACCAGGAAUCUCCAAGACCCGAGUCAUGGCGUCAUCAUCACACCGACAACCUAUAUCUACCUUGGAGAUGUUCUUGAUCACUGCCUCUUGAUCACUGAAUCAUUGACCCAGCUGAAAGGCUCGGCCGAGGGCAUGAUUGACCUCCUCUUCAACACGAUAUCGGCGAAUCAGAAUGAGUCCAUGAAGCAACUUACGAUAGUCACCAUCAUCUUUCUUCCCCUGACGUUUAUCACCGGCUACUUUGGUCAAAACUUUGAACACUUUCCCGGGCCAAAUUACUCGAUUAACUACUUUUGGAAAAUUGCGGUUCCUGUGGUGUUGGCCACGGGGCUCCUACUACUGGCACAAGCCAUCUACGAUUAUUGCAAAUCGUGGGUGCAACAGCUCCGUAUCGGGCAAUUGAAAAGAGCGCGGAAGAGGCGUCGAGAAAAAAAACGAGUAUAG
This is a messenger RNA of Neurospora tetraspora, 1482 nucleotides long. RefSeq lists its product as uncharacterized. The record is from RefSeq and is a predicted model, not a curated record. Gene Ontology annotation, biological process: transmembrane transport; metal ion transport. NCBI's taxonomy places the organism in Eukaryota, Fungi, Ascomycota, Sordariomycetes, Sordariales, Sordariaceae. Bases 1 to 1482 code for a protein of 493 amino acids. The transcript has 3 exons. Gene Ontology annotation, molecular function: magnesium ion transmembrane transporter activity; cobalt ion binding; magnesium ion binding. Gene Ontology annotation, cellular component: plasma membrane.